AUGCCCUUUGGCUCCACCGCUCCACUUCGAGCGCAACCGCUUACGCAAUUGCCCUGGUCAGAUCGAAUCCAAACAAUCGUUUUAAAAUUCCUGGAAGGUGUAAUAGAAUGUCUCAAAAUCUCUACAAAGGAAAAGUGUGAACGUAUAGCAAAGUUUGCUUUCGAUUACGCCACCAAAUACGGGAGGAACAAAGUGACUGCCGUCCACAAAGCAAAUAUUAUGAAGCUCGGUGAUGGACUUUUUCUCGGAACUUGCCAGAAGGUCGCCUCGCGGUACCCUAAGAUUGUCUUCGACUCUAUGAUAAUUGAUAACACCUGCAUGCAGUUGGUGUCAAAUCCAGAGCAGUUUGACGUCAUGGUCAUGCCCAAUCUGUAUGGAAAUAUUAUCGAUAAUCUAGCUGCAGGUUCUACUACAGCAACGGUCUGGCCUCCAUCACAACCACUAAUUCCGAUGACAGUCGACGGUCGUGACGAUGUAUAA
Molecule: messenger RNA, 480 nt
Organism: Necator americanus (New World hookworm)
Lineage: Eukaryota; Metazoa; Nematoda; Chromadorea; Rhabditida; Ancylostomatidae
Exons: 5
Coding region: 1-480 (159 amino acids)
Biological process (GO): tricarboxylic acid cycle; isocitrate metabolic process
Cellular component (GO): mitochondrion
Source: RefSeq, a predicted model, not a curated record